UAACGAAGGAAGCGUUCGCGUCUCAAAUACUGGGAAGAUGUUUUUAUUAUAAGUAGCGGAUCUGCUUUUUCCAUCUUUCCAAUUCGAGGAGAGAGAAAGUGAAUUGACAGAGAAAAAAAAGAUAGAGAGAGAAAACAAAUAGUAGAGUAGUAAAGCUUAAACCUAACACUUUUUUUUUCGAUCUUCUUUUUUUAUCUCUAUCAAUCUGAAUUUUUCUUCAAGAAUCUGGAGGUUAAUUUUGCGAUUGACGAUUUGGAAUUGGUAACUGUGGAAUUUUUUUUGAUUUUUCAUAGUUAUUGAGUUGAAUUUGAUGGGGAAAGGAGGGGAGGAUUAUGGAAAACGAGAGGAUUUUAGUAGUAAUUUGGUUAAAAAGGAGGAUUUGUUUACGCCGUGGGCGAGAGAUGUUAAGGAGUGUGAGGAGAAGUAUGGAGUGAGUCGUGAUUUUGGUCUUUCGAGUGAGGAGUAUGAGAAGAGGUUGCAGAUUUAUGGUUUGAAUGAAUUGGAAAAGCAUGAAGGGCCGUCGAUUUGGAGAUUGAUUUUGGAUCAGUUUAAUGACACAUUGGUUAGGAUUUUGCUUUGUGCUGCGGUUGUUUCGUUUGUGCUUGCGUGGAUUGAUGGGGAUGAAGGCGGUGAGAUGGGGAUUACGGCUUUUGUUGAGCCGUUGGUUAUCUUUUUGAUCUUGAUCGUGAAUGCCUUUGUCGGGGUUUGGCAAGAGAGUAAUGCAGAGAAAGCGUUGGAGGCCUUGAAGGAAAUCCAAUCUGAACAUGCUGCGGUGAUCAGGAAUGGGAAAAAAGUGCCUAGUUUGCCUGCCAAGGAACUUGUUCCUGGUGAUAUAGUUGAACUUAGAGUUGGUGAUAAGGUACCUGCUGAUAUGCGGGUUGUGGCUUUGAUAAGCUCGACACUGAGGGUUGAGCAAGGAUCAUUGACGGGCGAGAGUGAAGCAGUUAGCAAGACUGUGAAGCCUGUCGCUGAAGAUUCAGAUAUUCAGGGGAAGAAAUGUAUGGUCUUUGCUGGGACUACUGUUGUCAAUGGGAACUGUAUUUGCAUGGUUACAAAUACGGGAAUGAGCACUGAGAUUGGGAAGGUGCACUCACAGAUACAAGAGGCCUCUGAACAUGAAGAGGAUACUCCCCUGAAGAAGAAGUUGAAUGAGUUUGGCGAAGCUUUGACUGCUAUAAUUGGUGUAGUCUGUGUACUGGUUUGGAUGAUCAAUGUGAAGUAUUUCCUUACUUGGGAAUAUGUUGAUGGAUGGCCGAGAAACUUCAAAUUCUCAUUUGAAAAGUGUACCUAUUACUUUGAGAUUGCUGUAGCAUUGGCGGUUGCUGCUAUCCCAGAGGGGUUGCCAGCAGUUAUAACAACAUGCCUAGCUCUUGGUACCCGAAAGAUGGCACAAAAGAAUGCGCUCGUUAGGAAAUUGCCCAGUGUGGAGACUCUGGGAUGCACAACUGUCAUUUGUUCUGACAAAACUGGUACCUUGACCACCAAUCAGAUGGCUGUGGCGAAGCUUGUAGCCAUGGGAUCAAGGGGACAAAUGAUCCGGACUUUCAAUGUGGAGGGGACCACCUAUAAUCCUGCUGAUGGUGGGAUACAAGACUGGCCUGCCAAUAACAUGGAUCAAAAUCUUCAAAUGAUUGCUAAAGUUGCAGCUCUUUGCAAUGAUGCGGGGGUCGAACAAUCUGACAAUCAUUUUGUUUCAAGUGGUAUGCCUACUGAGGCUGCGUUAAAGGUUAUGGUUGAGAAAAUGGGUCUUCCCAAUGGAUCACAGCACGUUUCUUCAAGCUCUGAUGAUUUACUACGCUGCUGCCGGACAUGGACUACUUUAGAACGUCGUAUUGCCACUCUUGAGUUUGAUCGUGAUCGAAAGUCCAUGGGUGUCAUUGUCUCUUCCGGCUCUGGGAAGAAUACGUUGUUGGUGAAGGGGGCAGUUGAAAAUUUGCUUGAAAGGAGCUCCUUUGUACAGUUAUUUGAUGGCUCUAUUGCAGAGUUGGAUCAGGUUGCAAAGAAUGCUAUUCUGGAUAGCCUUCAUGAUAUGUCGGGUAGUGCUUUGCGUUGUCUUGGUUUUGCGUACAAGGAGGACCUUGAAGAUUUUGCGAGUUAUGAUGGUGAAGACCACCCAGCUCAUGAGCUCCUACUCAAUCCAUCUAGCUAUAGUGACAUUGAGAAGAACCUUAUCUUUGUUGGCUUUGCUGGCAUAAGAGAUCCUCCUCGUAAAGAGGUGCGCCAAGCAAUUGAGGACUGCAGAGCUGCCGGCAUUAGGGUCAUGGUGAUAACAGGAGAUAACAAGAACACAGCUGAAGCUAUCUGUCGUGAAAUAGGAAUCUUUGGGUCACAUGAAGACAUUAACUUAAGAAGUUUAACAGGAAAAGACUUCAUGGAGCUCAGUGAUAAAAAGAGUCAUCUGAGAAAAACGGGAGGCCUUCUUUUCUCCAGGGCUGAACCUAGGCAUAAGCAAGAAAUAGUGAGGUUGCUUAAAGAGGAAGGUGAAGUGGUUGCUAUGACUGGUGACGGAGUUAAUGAUGCACCAGCCCUGAAGUUGGCUGAUAUUGGUAUAGCCAUGGGCAUAGCUGGGACUGAGGUAGCUAAAGAAGCUUCUGAUAUGGUGCUAGCAGAUGAUAAUUUUAGCACAAUAGUUUCUGCUGUUGCUGAAGGUAGAUCAAUUUACAACAACAUGAAAGCUUUUAUCAGGUAUAUGAUCUCUUCAAAUAUAGGCGAGGUUGCAUGCAUAUUCAUCACAGCUGCUUUGGGUAUCCCAGAAGGUCUGAUUCCUGUUCAGCUUCUGUGGGUCAAUCUUGUUACUGAUGGUCCCCCGGCGACGGCUUUGGGAUUUAACCCACCUGACAAGGAUAUAAUGAAGAAACCUCCCAGAAAGAGCGAUGAUUCAUUGAUUAAUGCUUGGAUUUUAUUCCGCUACUUGGUGAUUGGGCUUUAUGUUGGGGUGGCAACUGUUGGAGUUUUUAUCAUUUGGUAUACACAUGGCUCAUUUUUGGGCAUUGACCUUAGCCAAGACGGGCAUAGUCUCGUGAGCUAUUCCCAGCUUUCAAACUGGGGUCAGUGCAGUUCAUGGGAGAAUUUCACUGUAUCACCUUUCACUGCUGGAGCCCAAACAUUCAAUUUUGAUGCCAAUCCAUGUGACUACUUCCAAACUGGGAAAGUGAAAGCAAUGACCCUUUCUCUCUCUGUGUUGGUUGCGAUUGAAAUGUUCAACUCCCUCAAUGCUCUUUCUGAAGAUGGUAGCCUUUUGUCGAUGCCACCAUGGGUAAACCCCUGGUUGCUUCUAGCCAUGUCUGUCUCUUUUGGCUUGCACUUCUUGAUUCUCUACGUGCCCUUCCUUGCCCAAGUGUUUGGCAUAGUCCCUCUCAGCCUGAACGAAUGGCUACUUGUCUUACUAGUUACUUUACCAGUCAUUUUAAUUGAUGAAGGACUUAAGUUCAUUGGGCGGUGUACUUCUGGUGUCAGCAGUUCAGAAUCCAGAACGCAAAAAAGCAAGAAAGAGUAAGAGAAAAUAUGGUUGAUCUGCAGGACUUGGUGGUCUGCCUCACUUAGAAGCUUCAAGGUUUGGUUAUAAAACUUCUAUUUAUGUUUCCCUUGAGCUCACUACUGCUUUGACACCUCGGUUUACGCGCAACUCCGAACUUUUAGUAGAUGAAUUAGAACACAAUGUAAAACUAUUCAUAGGGCGAUUUUGCAGUGGGGAAAAACAGUUGCGUUUCAUCUUUGCUGAGCCAAACAAUAUGGUGUCAUGGCUGAUUGAUUUUUUCUGUUUAACCAUUACAAUGUAAGCUGUAUUGAGUUGAACAAGCAAUGAAAUUAGUACAUUUUCAGCA
This is a messenger RNA of Beta vulgaris subsp. vulgaris (sugar beet), 3824 nucleotides long. Its product is annotated as calcium-transporting ATPase 4, endoplasmic reticulum-type. Gene Ontology annotation, cellular component: membrane. The coding region runs from base 311 to 3496 and encodes 1061 amino acids. Lineage: Eukaryota; Viridiplantae; Streptophyta; Magnoliopsida; Caryophyllales; Amaranthaceae. Gene Ontology annotation, molecular function: P-type calcium transporter activity; ATP hydrolysis activity; ATP binding. Gene Ontology annotation, biological process: calcium ion transmembrane transport; intracellular calcium ion homeostasis. The transcript is spliced from 9 exons. The record is from RefSeq and is a predicted model, not a curated record.